Ustilago hordei is the source of this 1410-nucleotide messenger RNA. RefSeq lists its product as uncharacterized. The coding region runs from base 1 to 1410 and encodes 469 amino acids. Lineage: Eukaryota; Fungi; Basidiomycota; Ustilaginomycetes; Ustilaginales; Ustilaginaceae. The transcript has a single exon. The record is from RefSeq and is a predicted model, not a curated record.
AUGUUCGGUGACCUGCGAUGGCGCUUCAAAGCCCUCGCUCUUUUCAUUGGGCUACGCAUCGCCUUCGUCUGGUCACAGCCUACCGGGGGUCAGGGUGCCUGGCAGGCAGCAUCGCCAAGCAUCCACUCGACCCUAGAGCCAACGAAUGUUGACAACACAGCUGGACCCUCUGAUCCGAUGAUUCACGUCGCACAUCCUCAGCAUUACCAACCAUCUCCAAGUGACGAAGUGCCUGGGCAGUGGAGUCAUCGGCAACACUUGCAGCCUGCAGCUCGCCCAGAUUCACCCACGAUCUCUUCCUUGUUCGACUUUGACUUCGGACCUUAUCUGUCAAAGUGGUUCGAAGACGAAGCCGACAAGCCGAAUACAGUCGGGUCCAGCGAGCCCAGUCAUCAAGCUGUAGAGCAGAGGCAGCGCGUAACGUCAAUUCCCACCCAUGAACAAUUUGGUUCGUCGCUAGCUCCUCACACUGCUCGUAUCGAAAGCUAUCACCCCUUCGAUUAUCAGCAUGUCGAUCACUUCGCACACCUCCCGACCCUGCGUCAGCAGAUGCAUUCCUACUUCGGGCAGGCUGGUCAACCAGGAAUGGGUUUCGAGCAAAGCGGAUCCAGCAAUUCAGGAAACCUGCUCUCGCAUCUGUCCUCACACGCUCAAGAUGAUUUUCCCCUUUCAAGAGGUCUUAUGUCCUCUGGCUCUACGAGCGAAGAUCAUGCUUCUCACAGCUCUGCCGACACAGCGAACCGGUUCAAACGUUUUCGCGUUUCAAGGUCUCCUUGGAAGGGCGUAAGAGCGAGAAGUCCGAACAAGGUGUGGACAAAGGAAGACCUCGACAGAUACGUCAACAACUACGUCCGACCGAGGUUUGCUGAGCCUGAGGCUCUCAAACGACUCCCAUGGUCAGUGCCGCCUUCCAGAACAGCCGGGGAAGACAGGCUUACAAAAACCCGUGAUAGGUUACAUUAUGUCAGCACCGACCACGAAAUUCGAGAGAUGAUCAACAAUGAAAUCUUUGGUGGCAGGCUCAAGUGGGUAGCCGAACAGCUGCCCAUGGAAAAAAAUCCGCGACAGAGUAUUAUAGGCUCAUCCGCUGUUCCCAGCCGAGUGCUUCCUUUUAUCAAAGUUCCAGGGUUUUAUGGGGUGAAUUCAGAGCCUUUGGACGUGCGUAUGGUCAUCCUUGACAGCUUUUCACCGAGGGAUGGUCGGAAUAACGGGAUCGCGAGAAGGGCGAGGUACACAUUUUGGGCUUUCCCGAAUAAGAGAGCAGAAAAAGGCUUCAGCACGUUCGUCAAACAUCAUGGUGUCGGUCAUCUCGAGGAGGCAGAUUUCGACCACGUCAAUAGUUUUUUGUUGGAAAAGAUGAAUAGUGUCUCCAAGAAGGCGAUAGGCGACGCUGUCCACGUUCACCCCUGA